AUGAAGCUCAUCGCUUUCCUCCUCUUCCUCCUUGGCCUCGUCAACGCCGGAGUUGUCCGCACUCCCGCUGAGGCGGCCACCCUCACCACCGAGGUUACCGCUCCCGCUGAGGCCGCUGCCAUCAACGCUGAGCCUACCCUCCCCGUCGAGGCUACCACCCCCGUCGCUACCCCCGACGCCUUCGUCGCCAAGGGUGAGAAGAUGGCCUCCUGCAACAUCCAGUGCGCCUUCUGGUACCAGAAGUGUUACUACCGCCCUUGGGGCUACAAUUGUGACGACAACGGCCUCUUCCGUCGUCGCGGAUGGAACCCUGACUGUGAGAAGAACUGCUGGUGCAACUGCGAUUCCAAGUAA
Molecule: messenger RNA, 354 nt
Organism: Fusarium musae
Lineage: Eukaryota; Fungi; Ascomycota; Sordariomycetes; Hypocreales; Nectriaceae
Exons: 2
Coding region: 1-354 (117 amino acids)
Source: RefSeq, a predicted model, not a curated record